UGCAUGCGAAAAUAAUUUUCUGAGGAAGUGAAACUUGCGUCGUGAAGUGAAGUAAUUUUAUUUAUACUUUCAAAACAUUCCCGGCAAGAAUCUCAACAUAUAAAUAAAAACAACAAUUUUAGUAAGGUGCAUUUUUUUUUUAUUCCAUGACUGUUUGUUUACUUUGAAACACUGAAUAAAAAACAAUGACUAAUUCCUACGCAGAAACUAUGCGCAAUUAUUUUGCAUCGAACAGCCGUAUCAAGGAAUAUCAAGCUCAUUCCAGCAAAGUUCAUUCAAUUAAUUGGAGUUGUGAUGGUCGUCGAUUAGCAUCUGGUAGUUAUGAUAGAACUGUUUCUCUUUUCACUCUUGAGAGAGAUCGGUUGUGUAAAGAACACACUUUUAAAGGUCAUGGUGACAGUGUUGAUCAAUUAUGCUGGCAUCCGUCCAACCCAGAUUUGCUUGCUACGGCUAGUCUUGAUAAAACUGUAAGAAUAUGGGACGCCAAAUCUCAAAAAUCGAUUGCCACAAUUCAGACUAAAGGUGAAAAUAUUAAUAUUUGCUGGUCACCUAAUGGACAAACUAUAGCUGUUGGAAACAAAGAAGAUUUAGUAACAUUCAUUGAUGUGAAAUCCCACAAAAUACUUCAAGACCAACAGUUUAAAUUUGAAGUAAAUGAACUUUCUUGGAAUAACGAUAAUAAUUUUUUCUUCCUCACCAAUGGACAAGGUUGCAUCUAUAUUCUUUCGUAUCCUGAUCUACAGAUUAGACAAGUAUUAAAUGCUCAUCCAGCUAACUGUAUUUGUAUUGAAUUUGAUAAGAGUGGAAAAUAUUUUGCUACUGGUAGUGUGGAUGCCCUUGUUAGUUUAUGGGAUGUCGAGACUUUGGUUUGCAUUCGUACUUUUUCUAGACUUGAGUGGCCUGUAAGGACAAUAAGCUUUAGUCAUGAUAGUUGUAUGCUUGCAUCAGCCUCUGAAGACCAUUUAGUUGACAUAGCUGAUAUUGCAACUGGGGAGCGUAUUGCUGAGGUUCCGUGUGAAUCACCCACAUUCACUGUUGCUUGGCACCCAAAAAAAUAUCUGCUCGCUUUUGCAUGUGAUGAUAAGGAUAAGCACAUGAGGGAAAGAGAUGCCGGAACUGUCAAAUUAUUUGGCUUGUCAUCUGACAUGUAAUUAUGUAUAGUUGUAAAAAAUCAUAUUGUUGAAAUUCAUAUUCAUAGUCUUUUUUUUAUCACAGAUCUUAUUCUUAUAACUUUAUUUAAUAUCAAAUAAAGAUUUGUAUAUGCCUAGCUGUC
This is a messenger RNA of Parasteatoda tepidariorum (common house spider), 1273 nucleotides long. It is a transcript of the gene tex, whose product is annotated as THO complex 3 homolog tex. The record is from RefSeq and is a predicted model, not a curated record. Gene Ontology annotation, biological process: mRNA export from nucleus. Gene Ontology annotation, cellular component: THO complex part of transcription export complex. Lineage: Eukaryota; Metazoa; Arthropoda; Arachnida; Araneae; Theridiidae. Gene Ontology annotation, molecular function: protein binding.